Molecule: messenger RNA, 1212 nt
Organism: Calypte anna (Anna's hummingbird)
Lineage: Eukaryota; Metazoa; Chordata; Aves; Apodiformes; Trochilidae
Product: putative short-chain dehydrogenase/reductase family 42E member 2
Exons: 11
Coding region: 1-1212 (403 amino acids)
Biological process (GO): steroid biosynthetic process
Molecular function (GO): 3-beta-hydroxy-Delta5-steroid dehydrogenase (NAD+) activity
Source: RefSeq, a predicted model, not a curated record
AUGCAAGAAAAACCUCCAGAAGAGCUCCACAGCAACCAGCCAUGUGAUAGCAAACUAACUGGGCAUGCUGGGCUGCUGGUUAACAGAAGCAGAAAGACAUUGGUGACAGGAGGUGGAGGCUACCUGGGAUACAAUCUGGGAUGUGCUCUUGUCAGGUCAGGAAUUCCUGUUGUUCUGUUUGAUGUACGGAAACCUAAACGGGAAAUUCCAAAUGGAGCAGAUUUUUUCAAGGGUGAUGUGAGGGAUUAUGAUGCACUGUUCAAAGCAUGUGAAGAGGUUGACUGUGUUUUUCAUGUGGCUGCAUGUGGAAUAUCAGGAUUAGAACAGCUUCAAAAGAAAGACCAGAUUGAAUCCAUAAAUGUUGGAGGCACAAGAAUAAUAAUUGAUGUCUGCAAAGAAAGAAAUAUCCCCAGACUGAUAUAUACCAGUACAGUGAAUGUGGUAUUUGGAGGGAAUCCUAUUGAAGACGGAGAUGAAGAGACUGUUCCAUAUUUUCCACUGGAAAAGCAAGUUAAUCAUUACUCUAGAACAAAGGCAAUGGCAGACCAAUUAGUUCUUGCUGCUAAUGGAACUUUACUCAAAGGAGGGGAGAAGCUCCACACCUGUGUGCUCCGUCCACCAGGCAUAUAUGGACCAGAAGAGCCGCACCACCUGCCACGAGUAGCUGUAACUAUACAACAGAGGCUAUUUAACUUCAAGUUUGGGAAUCAAAAAGUUCAGAUGAACUGGAUUCACAUAGGAAAUCUAGUACAAGCUCACUUACUAGCUGCUGAGGCUCUCACCUCUGAGAAGGGCUAUGUAGCUAGUGGUCAGGCAUACUACGUGCAUGAUGGUGAAAGUGUGGUAUUUUCAGAAUGGAUACUGCCCUUAUUUGAAAAAUUAGGCUACAAGAAACCCUGGAUACGUAUUCCUGUUCUCCUGGUUUAUAUAGCAGCCACCGUGAUGGAGUAUCUGCACCUAAUACUAAAGCCAGUUUUUAACUUUACACCUUUCUUGACAAGGAAUGAGGUGUGGAGUGUUACUGUAACUCACACUUUCCGAAUAGACAAGGCACGAAACCAACUUGGUUACCAACCAAAGAAAUUCUCAUUUGCUGAUUCUGUGGAUCAUUAUCUUAAAACAAGACCUACUUGCCAAGAAGAUCACACGUUCCUUAAAAUGGUGUUUACUUUUGGCAUUUUCUUAAGUUUGAUCAUUCUUUCUUUCUUGUAA